Messenger RNA from Saccoglossus kowalevskii, 580 nucleotides. RefSeq names its product dihydrofolate reductase-like. NCBI's taxonomy places the organism in Eukaryota, Metazoa, Hemichordata, Enteropneusta, Harrimaniidae. Gene Ontology annotation, biological process: tetrahydrofolate biosynthetic process; dihydrofolate metabolic process; folic acid metabolic process. Gene Ontology annotation, molecular function: dihydrofolate reductase activity; NADP binding. The record is from RefSeq and is a predicted model, not a curated record. Gene Ontology annotation, cellular component: mitochondrion.
GUGAUACACAAAAUAAGACCGGUGUGUUACGGUCGAAUCGGGGAAUUAUCUUGUUCGGUUACUACCUCGCUAUUUCACGAUGAAGAAAAUUAGUCUUGUUGCCGCUGCAUGUAACAACAUGGGGAUCGGAAAGAACGGGGACCUUCCAUGGCGACUACGUAAAGAAAUGAGUUUUUUCACCAAAGUGACAUCGGAAACUAAGGAAGAUGGAAAACAAAAUGCUGUUGUUAUGGGCCGGAAGACUUGGUUCUCAAUCCCAGAAAAGUACCGACCAUUAGCUGGCAGAUAUAACGUAAUUUUAAGCAAAAACUUGAAAGAAUGUCCAUCAGGAGCCGAUAUGUUGUCAGAAUCACUGGAUGAUGCAAUCAAGCAAUUGUCAGAACCCCCUCUAGAAUCUCUGGAAUCAGCGGCAUGUUAUCGUAUUUACCUCACUAGGGUAAUGGCCGACUUUGACUGCGAUACAUUCUUCCCAGAAUUUGACACAAAUUUAUUCAAUCUUGUCAGUGACCCGGAUGUACCAAGCGAAAUCCAAGAAGAGAAAGGAAUUCAGUUCAAGUAUGAAGUUUAUGAAAAAAAGUAG